AUGAAUAUCUUCCUCAACCUUCAUCGCUGCUGUCUGGACAGCCAGGAGCCCGGCGAAUUACUGUAUUCGGCUAAUGAUUACAGUCAAGAAAUCACAUUUGACGAAUCUAUCGAAUUAGAACCAGGAUCCUAUUUUGUAAUUGCUCAUUUCAUAAAUAUGAAUAAUCUGGAUUUGGAUUGGGUUUUUAGAAGCUCAAAAUCGGUGGAGAGUUUUUCACUGAGCUUCCAUAUUUGCCCUUUUCCGAUAGCUUUGAAAAGUCUUCAAUCGAUAUUUUUGAUCUAUGGAAAAGUAGAUCACAGAGUUGAGGACCAAGUCAGUGUGUACACUUGGCAUGGAGAGAAGAACAUCUUUGUGAUGGUGGACAAUUUGAAAUCCGACUGGAACAACUCCACGUCAUCUAGUCAACAACAAAAAGAGUGCACAAUCUGUGGAGCACCAUCAAACGGCUAUCAUUUCAAUGCGGCGUCGUGCUCAGCGUGCGCCGCAUUCUUCCGACGUACUGUAACCCUGAAUCGGAAUUUCGUGUGUAGCCAUCAGAAUCUUUGUCGAGUUAAUUAUGCAAUGCGAGUGAUCUGUCGAGCGUGUCGCUACCAAAAAUGCUUAAGUAUGGGCAUGGAAAGGUCGGCAGUCCAACCCAGAAGAGAUUGCAACGCUGGUCGUCGGAAAAUCAUGUAUAACAACAACAUGAAGGCGCUAAGCCCACCGCCACCACAAACUACAGUAAUCCAAGGAUCUACAGUAAUCUUCAAGGACGAGCAAAUCUAUGAAGAAUCGUCUCCAGAAGUGCACUACGCUCAAUCCUAUUCAUCAUCGAUAAGCGAGGAGAUCACACUGUCUCCAAAAAUUUCUGUUGAUAUGUCUUUACAAUUCGAAGCUGAACAAGUGCUGGAAGACCUUCUUCGAGAGGAACGGCUGUUCAACGAGCGCCGCAAACUGUUGUACUGCUCGAAUAAUAGUAUUUCGAAUUUGAUAACAAAUGAGAAUUCAAAUGAGAUUCCUUACUCUCUUUCGGAUCUUCAGCCUCUCACAUUUGCGGGAAUUCAGAAGCACAUUCGACCGCAAAUUCUGGUGAUUUAUGAAUGGCUUCGCGGAUGGCGUCAUUUUGAGCUAUUGAAUACAAGAGAUCGUAUGAUUUUUUUGCGACGAUGCGUUCUUUAUCACACGAUUUUGGACCCAUCCUACUUGUCAUAUCGACUGGGUCUUCCAGAGAAAUUCGUCAUGUUCAAUGGUAUGUACGUUGGUGCCCAGGCUGGAAAUAAGACUGGAUGGGAAGAUGAAAAUGAUUGUAUUAGUUCGGAUUUGAAGAUCAAACUGUACCGCCCGCUGAUGGAACGAUUGGUGAAUGAAGUGUGUGUGUCGAUGAAGGCGAUAAAUUUGAGUUUUACGGAAUUCGUACUUUUGAAAGCUCUGGUUUCUUUCAAAUCGUCAACAUGUUGCGACGUCUCGGAACCCCUGAAGAAGUUCAUGAACUCAUAUAUGGAUUCGAUUUUGAGAGCACUGAACAUUCAUUAUCAAAGUCUUGGAAUGUCGAAAGACGAGAUUGCUCAGCGCAUUGGAAACGUCAUUUUGAUGAUGAGCAGCAUUUUUGCCGUUGGAAUGGAAUGUUUGGAAUCUCAUCAAAAAAUCCAAUUUUUCGAUUUAUGGCAAUUGGAUGAUCUACUGAUUAAAUUGAUUCAGCGAGGCGGUGGAGCGGCGAAUUAUUGA
This is a messenger RNA of Caenorhabditis briggsae, 1704 nucleotides long. RefSeq names its product Protein CBR-NHR-121 (gene Cbr-nhr-121). Bases 1 to 1704 code for a protein of 567 amino acids. Gene Ontology annotation, molecular function: DNA-binding transcription factor activity; zinc ion binding; sequence-specific DNA binding. The record is from RefSeq and is a predicted model, not a curated record. Gene Ontology annotation, biological process: regulation of DNA-templated transcription. The transcript has 11 exons. NCBI's taxonomy places the organism in Eukaryota, Metazoa, Nematoda, Chromadorea, Rhabditida, Rhabditidae.